UUUGAAAAAUUUUACAAGACAAAGUUAACGGCAAAUCAAUUAACUUUUGCAACUUUCAGAAAACAAUAUUAAAGGCAAAUGUGCUUAAAGAAAAUCACGUUUCAGUUGAUUGUGUAAAAAUAAGCACAUCUGUUGCUCCGACUGCAAAACAAAACUAGUAUCAAAGUGAUUUUAUUGAACGGUAAACUAGGACAAACAAGCUCUUGGCCCUAAUUGGUUUGUUAUGACUCGAUCCUUCUAUUAAGAACAUUGCUUUGUUUUAGUUUAAUUUGUUUUAUUCAAGAAAAAACACUUUAACUCCAAAAACUGACAGUAACUUUGCCUUUGACAUGCAACUGCCAAAGGAAAAAUCUUUUAUAAAUGGCAUCAGUCUACAAUGCGACAGUUGCUGGGAAAUAUUAUUGAGCUCUCAUCCCCAUUCUUAAAGAAACCCUGGUUUGUUGGGAUUCGAAAAAAAUGCUUUUUAUAUUACUAGCGUAUGUGGCUCAUACUUGUACAUUAUGCUUCAUAGGCUCAAAGUGUCAUAUUUGUAACAAAAUGAAGGAUCUGAACCAGAUCUUGUGCUACAAGAAGUUUGGAGCACACUGAUUCAUCCUCCAGGCUCAAUCAAUUUCCUUGGUUCCUGGAAAUACUACUGAUGUCAGGAGAAGGUAUGUACCUCAGAAUACACGACUAUACCCCUGUAAUGCCGCAUUUGAAUUGUUUAUCUGUUUGUCAUGAUAUUGGCUUUUGAUGUGAUGAUGUGGAAUUGGACACUAGGAAGUAAAGAUUUGGUAUUCUCCAAGCACUGCAGCCUUUUGGCUAACUGUACUUUUCAUAGUUCAGGCCAAUUGACUUUAUAUAAAAAAACCUGAUUUCAGAUUAAAAUCACAAAAAUGUUAAUAUCUCAGGAAAGUCAAGAUAGAAAUUAAACUACGUUUUAUUUAGUGUAUCCACCAUGGCAGUAUUGAUAUUUACCCCUAUAAUACCAUGAAUAUAUACUAGCUUUUACCCGUGAUUUCAUCCAUGCAGGACUCUCUUUUAAUGUAUCUUUCUAAUGCGAUGCAGAGUGGUGGUAAGGCUUUCUAAUAGAAAUGUCUUGUUUCUCUGCUCUACACUUCUUCAGUUCACUUCGGUCUGUACAUGAAGAAAAAUUGUCCAUAUGAUCCCCUUAGGGAUGGAAUUUCAAAAAAUCAUUUCUUAGUGGCUAUCUAUGCAUUACAGGAAUGGACUGUCGAAAUAUCAGCCCUUGAGAUCCAGCGGUUUGGUCUCUGCAUUGUCUGUCAGUCAGUCACGGAAUUGUUUUAUAUAUAUAGAUAUUUCUAAUGGAUGAGGUUUAAUAGUGAUUGGCAGCUGGAUGGGAUUGUUCCCCCCCUGUUCUGCAUAGAUUUGUAAAUUUUGGUAGUUUGUUUUUGUCGAUUUUUAAUCCACCAGAUUAGGUCUUAUUAUUUAAGGUCUCGCUAUCAGAAAAAAAGUAACUUUUAUGUAGUUGUUAGUUUUGUCUUCAUUUACGGACCUCGAAGCCUUGUGCCCAAGGCCCUGGAGAAUAUGGACUCUUCCGUAAAUCUUGUAAAUAGUUCUACACUCCCAAAAAAGGAUUUGUAUCAAAAAGGACAGAAGCCUAUUACGAGUUUUGAUUCGUUAAGUGCCUACUUUUGAUGGUGGACCGAUGUCAUCGAGCCUCUGUCUACAGGAUAUCUAAGGUUUAGAAAAAACACCGAGAAUAAAUUAGCCGUUUUCGUUUCUAUUUAUUUACAUAUCCUAAUUAAAUUUAUGCGCAAAAGUGUUUCGCAAAUGUAUAAAGCAAUGAUGUAAAUCGGUUACAGUCACGUCGUCAUUUUCAAUGUUUGGAUAUCUGCAUCAGUAAAAUCUUCGAAUAAAUAACAAUUGCUUAAUGUUUUCCAUUGUUAUUGUGUACAUUUUAUUUGUUUAAAUCAUGGAAUAGUUAGUUAUUUUCUAAAGUAAAGUAAGUUAACAUGCCAAGUGUUCCCAUUCAGUUCGAAUCUCGUAUAGAAAAUAAUGAAAAAUUAUCAAGGAAAAAUAGACAUUUUUAAUUAAUUGGCAGGUGAAUUUGGAAAAUCAAGUAUGUCGAAUCGGGGAAAGAGACAAUUCAUUUUUUUCCCAGAAGAAAUUUGUUAUUGUUUACAGUACGCGGGGUUGAUCACGUCGCGAUUGCACGUUCCUCCUCAGAGAAGACGAGGCGUUCCCAAAACAAAGAAAACCGAUCGAAGAUUGACAUCGCAGUUUUACGCAACUUGCACAAAAAUGUCUCACAAUGCAUGUUCUAUUUUCAUAUUUUCUUUGUUUAUCGAGGCAAAAAGAGCAUUGGCAUCAAAAAGCCUGACUAAGGUGAGAUGAUAGGGUGAGUCACCCUAUUUAGCGAAUACUCCCUCCCAAUGAGAUUUAUGUCAAUGUGUGUCUUGAUUUACAUCAAAUCGGAUCUAUCUUUAUUUGGGGAAAAGGAAAACCGGCUCUGAAUCUACUUGAAUGUCAUUUGAAAAAGCUGCUUUGGUGAGACAAUGGAGGGAACAAAAGUCUUCAAAAGCUUCGACGCAAAUUGCCAAGCACCGAACGAAAGGAAUUGGUACAAUGCAAAAGUUGGCCCUGUUCAAACCAAAAUAAAAAUAAAUUCAGAGGAAAUUCCAUCGAAGAUUGGAGUUACUGUCUUCUCCGUUCCUGACCAGCCGACUAUCUUCAAACCCAAAGGCAUUUUGGCAGCUGGUAUUGUCAUACUCUUUGUACUGUUUCUUGUCUGCUCUGAACUCAGGGAGACUAAACUCCAGCUGCAAGAAGUUCAAGCUUUAGUAGCAAGGAUGGAAGAAAAGGCUUCAUCACUGGACCGUCAAAGGACAUACGACGAAACCAAAGAAGGUACCAUAUUAGAGGCAGAUGCUUCGAACAUACGCUUCAAACGGGAGGCUUCCAAUGAAAACAAAACCAGAGCUUAUCCGCUCGUGGCUAAUUUCAUCGGUGCAUACCCAGAAUCUGUGAUAAAGGAAGGAGUUGCUGAAUUUGAUCAGAAUAUUGGUUGUUCAGGAGUGAUCUCCCCAUGGUUCAAAGACCCUUUUAACUCUGGUGAAUUCAGCUUGGGCGAUGUAGCCUUGAAGGACGGAAAGGGUUCUGCAGUAGUCCCCGAGACCGGGCUCUACUUUGUUUAUGCACAGGUGUACUAUUCAAAUGCAGCGAAGCCGAACUCAUUUUCGAUAAAGCUACUCGACUUUGCGAACCAAGAAAGGGUAAUCGCGACUUGCGUUAACCCGCCAGCUAGCGUCGGGGAAUCCACAUGCUACACGGCGACCGUGCAGUAUAUAAGAAAAGGGACCAAGGUGCAACUCUGGCAAAGGGAGACAGACAGAUACGUCCUAUUCCGCCGAGGGCAGACUUUUUUCGGCAUAGUCCUUUUACGACCGACAGAGACUGAACCAUAGUCUUUCAUGUUAACCAACACAAUCAUUUUACCUCAUUACGUGCCACCAGUUUUUGUAUUUUAUUGGGCUUAUUUUGAUUAUUGAUAUUAUGUACAUUUUUUUUUUUUAUUAUUAAAAACUUAUA
Cimex lectularius (bed bug) is the source of this 3531-nucleotide messenger RNA. RefSeq lists its product as uncharacterized. Gene Ontology annotation, biological process: immune response. The transcript is spliced from 7 exons. Gene Ontology annotation, cellular component: membrane. The record is from RefSeq and is a predicted model, not a curated record. Gene Ontology annotation, molecular function: tumor necrosis factor receptor binding; receptor ligand activity. NCBI's taxonomy places the organism in Eukaryota, Metazoa, Arthropoda, Insecta, Hemiptera, Cimicidae. Bases 2499 to 3407 code for a protein of 302 amino acids.